Messenger RNA from Podarcis raffonei (Aeolian wall lizard), 2832 nucleotides. RefSeq names its product uncoupling protein 2 (gene UCP2). Gene Ontology annotation, cellular component: mitochondrial membrane. The record is from RefSeq and is a predicted model, not a curated record. Gene Ontology annotation, molecular function: oxidative phosphorylation uncoupler activity. The coding region runs from base 433 to 1359 and encodes 308 amino acids. The transcript is spliced from 8 exons. Gene Ontology annotation, biological process: mitochondrial transmembrane transport; response to cold; adaptive thermogenesis. NCBI's taxonomy places the organism in Eukaryota, Metazoa, Chordata, Lepidosauria, Squamata, Lacertidae.
GAGGCGCUAUAAAGAGGCGGCCGCUCCUGCCUCGCUCUGCCUUCGCUCGCCCGGCUUCGCCAUCGCCCUUCCGUGCGCAUCCAUCACCGCCGCCGCAUCUGGGCGCUCGCUGCCGACAGCCGCCUCUGCUUGCCUCGCGGGUGUUUUGUUCUCCCCCUCGGUAUAAGGAUAAAUAGUAUGAUUAUUAGGUGUCGUCUUUCAAACCAUCUUUCUAUGGAAAGUAAAGGGACUCAGACUGUGGUGGUCUUGAGCAACUUCGACGAACGGGACACCUUUAGAGAAUCCUGAUCAACCUGCCGGCAUCCUGAAAUACUUGAAUAAGACAGGGGCAGAGUUCAUUGGUCUUGUCCUCUUCCAACAUCGGCACCCAGCAGCGACCCUCGCUGCUUCCUUCAUCUCCUCCGAAAAAAACAGGCGUGAAGCUGGUUUAAAAUGGUUGGAUUCAAGCCCACCGACGUCCCUCCGACGGCUGCUGUGAAGUUCGUUGGAGCCGGGACGGCUGCCUGCAUUGCAGACCUGAUCACCUUCCCCCUGGACACGGCUAAAGUCCGGCUGCAGAUCCAAGGGGAGAACAAGGUGGCUGUGGAAGCCAGGACGGCGCAGUACAGAGGGGUCUUUGGCACCAUGGCGACGAUGGUGAAGAACGAGGGGCCCAGGAGCCUCUACAACGGGCUGGUGGCCGGCCUGCAGCGCCAGAUGAGCUUCGCCUCUGUCCGCAUCGGGCUGUACGAUUCGGUGAAGCAUUUCUACACCAAGGGCUCCGAGCAUGCUGGUAUCGGCAGCCGACUUCUCGCUGGCUGCACCACCGGAGCGAUGGCUGUCGCCGUGGCCCAGCCGACCGAUGUGGUCAAAGUAAGAUUCCAAGCCCAAGCCCGGAUGGAGGGCGGCCGGCGGUACCAAGGGACCCUCGACGCCUACAAGACCAUCGCGAGAGAGGAAGGGGUUCAAGGCCUCUGGAAAGGUACCUCCCCUAAUAUAACCCGGAAUGCGCUUGUGAAUUGCGCUGAGCUGGUGACCUACGACCUGAUCAAGGAUGCUCUGCUCAAGUACAACCUCAUGACAGACAACCUCCCUUGCCACUUCACCUCUGCGUUUGGAGCCGGCUUCUGCACGACCGUCAUCGCCUCCCCUGUCGACGUAGUGAAGACCAGAUAUAUGAACUCUGCCCCUGGCCAAUACGGAAGUGCCGUGAAGUGUGCCCUCGCCAUGCUGCGGAAGGAGGGGCCCCUCGCCUUCUACAAAGGCUUCACUCCCUCGUUUUUGCGGCUGGGAUCCUGGAACGUGGUGAUGUUCGUGACCUACGAGCAGCUGAAGCGAGCCAUGAUGGCGGCCCGCGGAUCGCGGGAGGCCCCCUUCUGAGCUAGCGGGCGGGCGCAUUUCACAGAUCUCACGCAUAUGCGCGCGCAACGGAUCCUCAAUCUAGAUCUCCCCCUCGCAGAACCUUCUCCCUCGUCUUUUCUCCCUUAUAAUCAUUUUUUUUUAACUACUCCUGUCUUAACGUUUAUGUGGCUUCCGUUUCGUUACAAACAGAAGCUCCUGGCUGCUUUUAAAAAGUUCUUAAAUUUGUUCUUAACGUGUUACGGUCCGGUCUACCUUUCUCCUUUCAACUGCGGGAUGCAAGUGCUUUAUUAAGCUCUGAGGAAUUUAGACCGCAGGGGCUCAACUUGCAAGAGAGCUCCUGUUCCCCUUUUCUAUCUCUGACAUCCGCACAGAGUUAUAAAUUUGUGCUUUAGAUAUUCUAGAUAACGUCAGUUACCCCCGUUACGCAGGGCUGUGCUUUUUUUUCCCAAGCAGAGAUGCUUGGAAUAAUUCAUAAGUGACUAGCCCAGCCUUGCCCCAGCCUGGCUUGGGUCCUGAUGGGAGCUGUAGUCUGAAACAAAUGGAGUGCACCAGGUUGGGGCAAGGCAGCGCUUCUUGUGGGUUGCUCUGACCAAGCAAGGUGCAGAUUCCUGCCGAUUUAUUUAUGAAGUGCUGGCGAUUUGCAAGCAGAGUUUGGGCUGCGUAGCAAUCCUCCCGUGCUUUUGCAUUUUAAUAAACCUUUUUUUAAAAAGUAGUUUUGCUUCCAGUCUUAGAGCCCCCCAGAAGGGGAGGAAAAAACCUUCCGUGCUGUACGGUGUCUCCCCGCUUUGAAGAAAGUCGGCAAGGGACCUUGUCUUGCAUGCACACAAACAUCUGCCACUGCGACUGCUUUGUCCCUCUUGAGUCAAGGUCAGUUUCAGGCAAACUGGGUUUUUUUUUGGAAACCAUUACGCAUCUCGCAAGGCUUUCGGCAUAAGCCCUAUAACUCCAGUUAAUUGUGUGGCUGUCCCAUUGGGCAGAGAGGAAAAACAGUAGACCUUUCCUAGGCUUCCCCAAAAGCCUGUAUUUAUUUAAUUUUUUUAGGGUUGCCUGUUUGCGACUUGGCAAAGCCUCCUGGCCAUCGGUUCUGUCUCCUUGGCAUCAAGCUGGCUGGCAGGAGUUGCUGGCUGGUGGAGAGGGAAUCUGGCACCCUCACCCUCCUUGGCUGAAGGCAUCUCUGGCAAACAGGAAACCUUUCCGGGUCCCAAUCCACCAGCCCAAGUUGUCCUUGCAGUCUGCAUUCUCUUUUGGGAAGCGUCUCUCUCCUUUAGGAUUUUCUGCAGAGCUUAAUAAAGCACCUUGUCUUUCGGUUAACGGUGCACAACUUUAAAAACUUUCCAAGUAGAGAAAAAUGCAUUGUGAGUCUUCUUGUGUGUUUUAACAUUUCAGUGGCGUUGUCUGUGGUGGUGGAAAGUGGCGGUGGAUUUUUAUUUUAAGCACCUUUUGUGUUGUGCAUGACUUGUUUUUUAAAAAUAAAGCUGAAGUACAAAGCUG